Fundulus heteroclitus (mummichog) is the source of this 2152-nucleotide messenger RNA. It is a transcript of the gene dda1, whose product is annotated as DET1 and DDB1 associated 1. The coding region runs from base 337 to 648 and encodes 103 amino acids. The record is from RefSeq and is a predicted model, not a curated record. Gene Ontology annotation, cellular component: Cul4-RING E3 ubiquitin ligase complex. Lineage: Eukaryota; Metazoa; Chordata; Actinopteri; Cyprinodontiformes; Fundulidae. The transcript has 5 exons. Gene Ontology annotation, biological process: positive regulation of proteasomal ubiquitin-dependent protein catabolic process.
UAAAUGUCCCCGCUGCCGUUAAGCUAUCAGUUAGCCGACGGAGUCAUGUAAAUAGCUUAACGAUCGUAUGGGAUGUCAGCUUGGAUUGAAUUGUUUUAUGAGCGCCGGAUCGUUUUUAGUUGACACCCGGAUAUUUGUCUAAAUAUAAUGGACACCAUGAGCUGUAUGUGAAGGUCGUUACUGUGUUUUUCAGUAAAAAAAAAAAAAAAAGAAUUCAUCAGGUUAGCUGCCUCGGUGGACUUGUUAGCCAUCGCGGCCAUAAGGAGCAGGACAACAAACGCCGAGUCGAGCCCACAAGUCGGCGAGUCGACGUGCCACAUUUCUGCCACCGUCAUAAUGGAGAAGGCUGAUUUCUUAAAAGGACUUCCAGUCUACAAUAAGAGCAACUUCAGCAGAUUCCACGCAGACUCCGUUUGUAAAGCAUCCAAUCGAAGGCCCUCUGUUUACCUUCCAACACGGGAAUACCCGUCUGAACAGAUUAUUGUAACAGAAAAAACCAACAUCCUCCUGCGUUACCUGCAUCAGCAGUGGGACAAAAAGCAGAAUGCAGCAAAGAAAAGGGAACAGGAACAAGUGGAGGGGGACAGCCCGGCGCCCCCCAGGAAAAUCGCCAGGACAGACAGCCAAGAGAUGAACGAGGAUUCCUAAAGUGCGCGCGCGCUUGUGUGUGUGUGAGAGGAUGAGGAUACACGUGUGCACAUACAGGGUGUAGCCAAUGUGAUAUGAACACAGGAAAGGUUAGGUGAACCUGAAUUAAAACAUGUGGUAGCUGUGAAAAGAGAUGCACUGAUCAGGAUUUCCCUGGCUUGACUGUGUUGAGAUUGAGUCAAAAUCCAUCUUAAUGUAUGUUUUUUUUUAUUAUUAUUAUUAUUAUUUUUGGCUCCGAUUGACAGAACAUGUCGACUCCUCCCCCUGUGAGCCUGUAAGCGUUUCUGUGGAUGCGUGCGAGCGACUUUUCCAGUGCGCAGGUUUAAACCGGAGACGGGCAGGAAGCUAAACGUGUUUAGUUCUCAGUCACCGUGGGGAAGUGCGCUUUUUGUUUACGCCGUUAAUUUUAUGACAACUCGUCGUCUGCCGAGCCAGCCGCAGCGCCCGCUCGUUCACUGCCCACUUUUUUAACCCCACUGGGGGGCGCUUCAGCUCCUCGGUGACCCCGCAAAACCAAGAGCGCACUGUGAGGAGGAGGAGGAGGAGGAAGAGCACAAAGAAGAGUCCCUCCCCAUGAGAUGUGUGAGUUUGUCCAGAUCCGCUUUAUUUUCUGGGACUUGUUCUCAUAGGAUUCAGGUCGUUCAUCCGUCUGAGACGCCCUUUUUUUUUUUUUUUUACAUCUAGCAUUUCGUCGACUGCGGCUAUAGAAACAUGGGAUUUUCUUAGAGGAAGGAAUUCGGAUACAUUCAGAUGCACAGACCUGCAAACGGCACAGAUGGUUAAAAAAAAAUGGAAUUACAUGAGAGGAAGGGUGAAGAAUGAUUUUAAUAGUUUUUUUUUAUUUUUUUUUAUGUAAAUAAUCGCCAUCGGUUAGUUUAUGUUUGUGUUCUCCUGAAUAAAAACCCAUACCCAUAGUGUAGGAAAAGAAGCGCCCCGAUGCCCUGUGGAUGUUAUCUUUGCUUGCAUGUUGUUGUUUUCACAGCUGGAUGUUAUGUUACAGAACCAAACGGGUGUUGUGGUAUCUAUCAGCCUAGAGGCCUUACGACUUCUCAUCGUAGUUCGGAUCUCCUUUAGCUCCCCCCCCGGCUUGGCUGCGUUCUGCGUCUCCCGGCCUCCCUGGGGGCUUAGUUGGAGGUCCGGCGUGAAUAAUGGCAGAGUGGGAUUAAAAAGGGAUGUUGUGGCGCGUGCGGCCACAGAACGCACGUCGAGCAGCAGCGUUCGGUCCAAGUCCUGCUUUCACUUUAUUCUGGUGUCAUGAACUGCAGCGCCGCAAUGAAGCUUCUUGUCCUUAUCACUGCCCAACAGUCACGUCGAAGCCUCCUGAUAUUUUAUCAACCGAUGCAGCAGUGUAGAUAUGCAUUUUUUUUUUUUUUUAAAUCAUAAAACAUGUUAUGCUUCUGCUCUGAUAGACUGUUCAGCUCCACCCUAGGCCUUGCUCCCAUACAGUGUGUUUGAUCAGAUGUUCAGUUAAGCUUUGCCUAAAUAAAGCUCGACUGAAACCUGA